Messenger RNA from Paramecium tetraurelia, 1896 nucleotides. RefSeq lists its product as uncharacterized. The transcript is spliced from 4 exons. Gene Ontology annotation, biological process: protein modification process. NCBI's taxonomy places the organism in Eukaryota, Ciliophora, Oligohymenophorea, Peniculida, Parameciidae. The record is from RefSeq and is a predicted model, not a curated record.
AUGUAAUAGAAAAUUGAUGAAGUUGCACACGAGAAUCACAUGAGAAUAAUGGGAAUGUAAAUCAAGUCAUUCAAAUUACAAGAAUAAUAAUCUAUUAGAAGUAAGGCUAUGUCUCAAGAGAAAGAGAGAGAGACAUCAAAAUCAUAUGCUGAGAAAAGAGAUUUGUAUAGUCGUUCAGUUUAGAAGAGAAGACAUUAAUCACCUUCAAAUAAAAUGAAAAAUAUAUCAUAAUAAAGUAUGAAGACAAAUCAAAAUUUCAGAUUUUCACUAACAGAUUACUCCUCUUUAAGUAGAGAAUAGUUGUUUUAAAUGAAAUUACUAAGUUACCACUAUUUGAUUUUUAUAGUUUCUACACAAAGCAAUUUUUAUGUUUAACCAUCUGAAAAUGUGACUGAGUUAAAAUUCAAAGUUGGAAAAGGAAAUAAUAGUUUAUUAAUAAAGGAACUGUUUAAAUCUAGAUGGUGGUGGAAUUUAAACUAAGAGGCUGAUAAUAAGGAAUUAAAUUUUAUUUGGACAUAAAUUAAGGUUCCUCAAUUUAUGAAUCUAUAAGAAUGGAGCAAAGACCCAUUUAUUACAAGAUAAAAAUCGUUGUCUUAAACAUCUACUGAUUUAAGAAAAACAAGAAGACAACAGCAAUCUCCUAAAAAUAAUAAACAAAGUUAUAAAUUUGGAAAAUUUGAUGAUCCUUUGUAGAAAUUAAUUAUAGAAUAAGAUGUGAAUGAACUAAAGUCUAUGGAAAAGUCUAUUCAAAGUUUUAUUAAAUAUGCUGAAAAGAAGGACUUAAAACUAAUUGAUAAUGUUAAUAGAAUUCAUAAUCAUAUUGAGAGAAAUUAUCAUCUGGGUAAUAAGAAAGCCAUGUUCCAUAAUAUGAAGAAAUAUUAUGAAUUAACAAAGCAAGAGCUAUUUCUCCAUUUACCUAUCACAUUCCAUGUUUCUGGAGUCAAAGACAAAUCCUAUUAAUAGUUUAUGGAAUAUUAUAAAUAGAAGAAGGGAAACAAUAUCUGGAUUGUAAAGCCAGGAGAAUUCACCAACAGAGGAAAUGGAAUCAUUGUUUGUUAAUCAUUAGCUGAAAUUCAUAAAAUCGUAAGCAAAAGGCAAGUGCAUCCCAAUGGCAAACCAUUUACAUAUUUGAUACAAAAAUAUAUUGAAAAACCGUUCUUAUACAAUAAAAGAAAGUUUGACAUCAGAUGUUACUUUUUGAUAACUCAAUUGAAUAGCAUUAUCAGAGCCUAUUGGUAUGAAGAAGGUUACAUCAGAACUUCAAGUGAAGAAUUUGAUAUCAAGGAUGUGAGUAAUUAGUAUGUGCAUUUAACCAAUGAUGCUAUAUAAAAAUAUAGUGAAGCUUAUGGAAAAUAUGAAAAUGGGAACAAGUUGUCUUUUGCAGAAUUCUAAAGAUAUCUAGAUAAAUGGCACAGCAAUGAACAUUUGAAUUUCUAUAAGGAUUUAUAUCCCUAAUUGAAGAUGAUCACUUUGAAUGCUAUCAAAUCUGUAUACCAUAAGAUCGAGCCAUACAAAAGAAACUACAACUUUGAAAUUUUUGGAUUAGACUUUAUGAUAGAUGAGAAAUUCUAACCGUAUUUAAUUGAAAUCAAUACCAAUCCUUGUUUAGAAUUAAGUUCUCCUCUGUUAGGCAGAAUUAUUCCUGCUAUGGUAGAGAAUGCCUUCAGAUUAUCUAUUGAUACAUUAAUUCCACCUCCAGAAUAGUCUACUUGGCCACCCAACAAAAAACAUCUAUUGUUUUAUGAUAAUAUGCUAGAGAAUAAUAGAUUCUAAUUGAUUUUUGAUGAAAGAGAGGAUGCCCAAGAAUUAAAAAUGUUGUAUAGCAAUUAAUCAAAUGAUGAUCAAAUAGACGAAAUGGAUGAAGAAGAAGAAGAAUAUCAGUCUGAUGAUGAUUGA